AUCUCUGUCUGUGGUUUUUUUUUUGUUUGUUAUUUCAGUUAUUUGUAAUUGGCUUUAAAUGGUUACAAAAUAAAUGUAAGUUUUGAAGUUUUGUAGGCUCAAAUUCGUCUUGAGAUGAGCGCCAAGCCUGCAGCGGAGGCCGUGGACCCGGUGAAGGAGGAACGUGCGGGCAAGGUCAGGGAGGUCGGGUCGCAAGCCAUAUGGAGCCUGUCUUCGUGCAAGCCAGGGUUCGGAGUGGACCAGUUACGAGACGACUGCAUGGAGACGUACUGGCAGUCAGACGGCCAGUUGCCUCAUCUGGUAAACAUUCAGUUCCGACGCAAGACCACGGUCAGCGACAUAUGCAUCUUCACGGACUACAAGCUCGACGAGAGCUACACACCCAGCAGGAUCUCGAUCCGCGCCGGCACCAACUUCAACGACCUGCAGGAGGUGGAGGUGAUGGACCUGAGCGAGCCGACGGGCUGGGUGACGGUGCCCGUGAAGGACAUCCACGACCGGCCCAUCCGCACCUUCAUGAUCCAGAUCGCGGUGAUCAGCAACCACCAGAACGGCCGCGACACCCACAUGCGGCAGAUCAAGAUCCACUCUCCGGCGGAGCACCGUGGGGCCGCCGGCCUCGAGGGCUCCGGCCAGUUCACGUCCCUCGAGUUCCGCCAGUACAGCUGCAUCCGGUGAGACCGUGGCACGUCGCAGCUUCAAGGUCGUGUUCGUGGAAGAUGAUGAGCAUGAAUUUUUCAAGGCAAGUCUCAGAAAAGUUAAUUAUGGUUAAGGAAGUAUGUAUUAAAGAUAAGUAUGGAACUAAGUAUUUGAACUUAACAACAAAUUCUGGGCUCAAUAGGCUUUCAGCAAAGACAUCAAUAUGUGUGUUGUUCAGGACAAUUUGUAUUUCCAGCCAAAGUGACUGAAGUCUAGGCCUGUAAUAGUUGCAAUAGCCCUCUGUGUGAUGAUUUAAGUACACUUAUUUGUUACUGCCGAAUCUCACUUAAACAAGCACAGGCUGCUGUAUUAAUAUUUUGAGAAUGCUCAACCAUUUAUUGCUGUUAAAAAUAUAAUGUUUCGUUGUGAUAA
Bacillus rossius redtenbacheri is the source of this 1071-nucleotide messenger RNA. RefSeq names its product anaphase-promoting complex subunit 10 (gene APC10). Bases 115 to 678 code for a protein of 187 amino acids. Gene Ontology annotation, cellular component: anaphase-promoting complex. The transcript has 4 exons. Lineage: Eukaryota; Metazoa; Arthropoda; Insecta; Phasmatodea; Bacillidae. The record is from RefSeq and is a predicted model, not a curated record. Gene Ontology annotation, biological process: protein K11-linked ubiquitination; anaphase-promoting complex-dependent catabolic process.